AUAUCCCGGUUUACGUUUACGUACGGUACGUGCGCAUGACCCAUAUUCGAUAGUGUGACUGGUAGUAAGAUUUUUCCCCUCAAUCAACAAGAUGCCUCCAACUCAAGCUGUAGGUUCUGAGGAUCAGGAGAAGCUGCUGGAGGAAGCCCAGCAGGUUGUCAAGGUUCAAGCCUUCCAGAUGAAGAGAUCUCUUGAUAAAGGAAAGUUGAUGGAUGGUUUGAAGAAUGCAUCCAACAUGCUUGGAGAGCUACGUACGUCUCUGCUCUCACCCAAGGGUUACUACGAACUAUAUAUGAGUGUGUGUGAUGAAUUACGUCAUCUAGAACAGUACCUUCUUGAUGAGUACCAAAAAGGUCACAAGAUUGCUGACCUCUACGAGCUGGUCCAGUAUGCAGGCAACAUUGUCCCUCGACUGUAUCUGCUGAUCACGGUAGGUAUCGUCUACAUCAAGGCGCACCAGAGCUCUAGGAAGGACAUCAUGAAGGACUUGGUAGAGAUGUGCAGGGGUGUUCAACACCCACUCAGAGGACUCUUCUUGAGGAACUAUCUCCUGCAAUGCACCAGGAACUACCUGCCAGACACUGAAAACGAUGAAAGUGAUAAUCCGGAGACCGCUGGAGGGAAUAUUGAAGACUCCAUUGAUUUCAUCUUGUUGAACUUUGCCGAGAUGAACAAGCUGUGGGUUCGCAUGCAGCAUCAGGGUCACUCUAGGGAUUGGGAGAAGAGGGAAAAAGAGCGUAACGAGCUCCGGAUCCUGGUGGGGACUAACUUGGUCCGCCUCAGUCAACUGGAGACUGUUGAUGUGGAGAGGUAUAAGAAGGACAUCUUGCCUGAAGUGAUAGAACAGGUGGUCAGCUGUAGGGAUACCAUUGCACAGGAAUAUCUCAUGGAAUGCAUUAUCCAGGUAUUCCCAGAUGAAUUUCACCUCCAAACGCUGAGUAUGUUCCUGAAGGCAUGCGCUGAUCUUAAUACUGCUGUCAAUGUCAAGAAUAUCAUCAUCGCCAUGAUCGACAGGUUAGCGUUGUUUGCCUGUCGCGACGACACUGCAGGUAUCCCAUCGGAUCUCAAACUAUUUGACAUAUUCUCACUUCAGAUUGCUGGAAUCAUUGAGGCCCGUAGUGACAUGCCCACCGAGGACAUUGUGGCCCUCCAGGUUUCCCUGAUAAACCUGGCUCUCAAGUGCUACCAGGACAGGGUAGAUUUCAUUGACAAGGUUCUAGAGACGACAGCAGCCAUCUUUGAAAAGCUCAAGCUAGAACACCUGAAAUACAACAGUGCCGUUGCCAAGGAGCUGCAGAGACUGCUGAAGAUACCUGUAGAUUCCUACAACAACAUCCUGACCCUGCUCAAGUUACAACACUACGUGCGCGUGGUGGAGUACCUGGACUAUGAGGGCCGUAAGACAACCAGUGCGUACAUCAUCAACAAUGCCAUCGAUAACAACCUUCCUGUGCCCAGCCAAGAGCAGGUUGACCAGAUCCUGACAUUGGUGGCGCCCUUGGUGAAGGAUCAGCCAGAUCAACCGGACGAGGUGAGUUCUAGAGUGUGCAGUGUGGAAUGA
This is a messenger RNA of Lytechinus pictus (painted urchin), 1561 nucleotides long. Its product is annotated as vacuolar protein sorting-associated protein 35-like. NCBI's taxonomy places the organism in Eukaryota, Metazoa, Echinodermata, Echinoidea, Temnopleuroida, Toxopneustidae. Gene Ontology annotation, cellular component: retromer, cargo-selective complex; retromer complex; late endosome. The record is from RefSeq and is a predicted model, not a curated record. The transcript is spliced from 11 exons. Gene Ontology annotation, biological process: retrograde transport, endosome to Golgi; intracellular protein transport. The coding region runs from base 92 to 1561 and encodes 489 amino acids.